CGUAAACACAAACAAAAUGGUAACGCAAUUUUUGGCAAUUCCACUCGAAAUCCGACUCGACAUAUACAAAGAACUGCUGAUAAGUUAUAUGGGGCAAAGGCGAAAUCCUGCAUGGGCAGUUGGGGACACAGAUCAACGAUUGAUAACGCUUCCCGGCUGUAAAUAUCUUGACGAUAAAACAAUUUAUCCUCAAAUAUUGCGGACUUGCAAGCAAAUAUAUGGCGAAGGCAACCCAAUACUCUACUCAGAGAACGUGUUUUCAUCCCUGGAGCCCAGCCUGAUGGUUUCAUUUAUCGAGCAGAUCGGAUUAAAGAACACCGCUUUUAUAAAGAAACUCGAUAUACAUGUCGGGCUAGAUCUUUCUUCGUGGUCACAACUUUUCUUAAAACUGGCUGAACAAGCAGGUGCAGUACGGGAGCUUAGGCUUCACUGGGGAUUUGUGGCAGUGUUUCGUUUUGAAAUGACACCGGAGGCUAUCACAAAUGGCCAGGCUGAUGCUAUGGCGUUCCUUCAUGCGUUAAGACGAAUUCCUAAUCUCGACAAAAUCAUUGUCACUGGCCAAUUCAGGAAAGAGUGGUGGCCAAUAAAAGAGAUUGAUUAUGCAGCACGUAUGAUAUUGGGGAUUGGCCCUGAAGAACAUGAAGAGCGGGAGUUGAACGCGAUAGAUUUGCAAUUCUUUAGGGACAGUCUGAGCAUGAGCAAAGACAAGGAGCCAAGGAUGUAAUGGUGGAGAUGGUGUUUAAAUGUAGUUAUGGUAGUAAUACUGUCAUUAGUACUGAUUUGUCUUGCCACAUACAUGGUAAAGAGAAC
Messenger RNA from Verruconis gallopava, 810 nucleotides. RefSeq lists its product as uncharacterized. NCBI's taxonomy places the organism in Eukaryota, Fungi, Ascomycota, Dothideomycetes, Venturiales, Sympoventuriaceae. The coding region runs from base 17 to 724 and encodes 235 amino acids. The transcript has a single exon. The record is from RefSeq and is a predicted model, not a curated record.